Messenger RNA from Penicillium odoratum, 7458 nucleotides. Its product is annotated as 1-phosphatidylinositol-3-phosphate 5-kinase FAB1. Gene Ontology annotation, biological process: phosphatidylinositol phosphate biosynthetic process. Gene Ontology annotation, molecular function: 1-phosphatidylinositol-3-phosphate 5-kinase activity; metal ion binding; ATP binding. Lineage: Eukaryota; Fungi; Ascomycota; Eurotiomycetes; Eurotiales; Aspergillaceae. Gene Ontology annotation, cellular component: fungal-type vacuole membrane; endosome membrane. The record is from RefSeq and is a predicted model, not a curated record. Bases 1 to 7458 code for a protein of 2485 amino acids. The transcript is spliced from 3 exons.
AUGGAGUCGAAGUCGCAUGAGACACCAAGCCCGUCUGUGUCAUCCGGGUUUCUUCCGCUUGGACGACGCGGGUCACGAGCAUCGAUGGCAACAACUCAUACCGAUCGAGAAAAUAUAAACGCAGCUCUUGACCAGAUCCACACCGCCGCGUGCCAAUCCGACUCAUUGACGCUUUUCAAUGAAUUCACUACACCACCUGCACCGGCAUCGGCAAUAGAUGAGAAGGGGCUUUCAGAAGAACUACAAGGAGGACUGAGCGGGCUAUAUAGCCGUUUCAGGACCUCGGUCGGGGGAAUCGUGAGCGGUGGAACAAGAUCUGCAGACAGAAGUGCGGCAGAGACGCCUGCUGUUAAGAGCCCGAUCUUGGAGUCUUCAAUGGUAAAGUCAGUUUCUGAUAUAGCGACUGGCUCGGGCGAUCAUCAAUCGUCACAUGCGAACUCGUUGCAGGGUUCAAGACUUCAUUCGCCAGUGGCAACACACUUUCAGAUCAGCCAGGAAGCUGCGCCUCAACUGAACGCCGGGAAAAGCUCUAAGAUCUCUUCGCAAAGUGCUAGCGUAUCUUCGAAGACCUCAAUAUCUCCUUCUCCGGGAACUAAAGCCAACAUUGGCCCACUGACCAAAUCUACCGGCAACUCGACCGCAGCGGAUCCUGCCAUCACCCAGCUCCAUGCGAACGCUCGACGCUCUAGAAGUAGCUCUGUCAAUAUAUCUCAGCAGGGACUCAAAAAUGCAGAAUCUGCCAGCAUUGCCAGUGGGGAUGGGUCCAUGGAGCCGCCUCUGAGUCAAAGUUCCUCUGUCUUAAGUCAGAAUAUUUCGCACUCGCCAGUACUGUCUAUCAAGACACACGGAGGAAUUCACGACGAGUCAAAUGUACCAGAAAGCAGUGGACCCUUUACUCCGACCAGCAAUGUCUCGGAUGUUCCAUCUAGAAAGCUGGUACCUGCAGAUCAGCCGAGACCAGCGGAAAGCUCCUCUCAAGUGAUUGCUCCGCGAAGCUCAAAGCAUGCUGAGCCAAUUCAAGACGCAGUUUCUCAGGCUCAGGACAGCAGCUCAGCCUCGCGCAUGUCUUUCGGCUACGAUGACUCAAAUGCUGGCUCAGCAUCGGAUAGCAUCACUUCAAUGACCCACGAAGGCACAGAGGGAAGCCAGCUAGCGAACCCCUCCACUGCCACAAAGUCUGGUGAAAAAUCAAAACCACCCCCAACAAAUAAUCGAUUGCCCGGUUAUGGACUUUCGCGAGCAUCUACUUCGGAGACAACCACCACGAUUUCUUCUUUGCCACCCUUGAAUACCAAUGUUGGCCGGGUCACGAGUCAGGCUUCUCGGGACCGUCGUGAUGCAUGGCCUCGAGACGGAAUGCUAUCACAGCUGGGAAGCAGAUUGCUUAGCAGAGAUUUUUGGAUGCGUGAUGAAAACGCCAAGGAUUGUUUUCACUGCGGAGAACCGUUCACGACAUUUCGCAGGAAACACCACUGUCGUACAUGUGGCCAGAUUUUUGAUUCAAAGUGUACACACCUUAUACCUGGGACCCGGUUUGGGCAGCCCGGCUCCAUAAGGGUCUGCAAGCCCUGCGAGGCGAUGAUCAAUGGCCAUGAUGAUGACUCUUCCGAAUUUUCUGACAGCGAACAGAGUCCCAUCAUGAUGAAUCCGCGGGUUUCGGAACUGAAUUGGGGCGGCAACAGUGCCCGCCCACCCGCGGACGAUGAUGACACUGCGUCCGUAAUAUCUCAAUCCAUUGAUCAUGUUCUUAGAACUCCAACCAUGGCCAUACCGGCGACACGACGUGCAGGUGAGGGUCGAUCAGCGGUUUUGGAAAUAAAUCCCGACCGCCCUUUGGCAAGACCGACCUCAUCUCGGUCUCUCAGAUCUUCCCUGGGAGGGAGGCCACAUUCAAUGGGCCACAAGCGUCAUCACUCUCGCCAACAGUAUAUUCGGAGUUUCAAGUCGUAUCACGACGACCGAGCACCUUUUCAACGCCGCCACGCUGAUGACUUCAGCACAGAGUCUCGGUUGCCUGCCUUUCACAAAGACAACAUCAUUGACCCAGCUCUGGCUCAAUAUCUUUCAGAUGACGCGUCAAGUGGGGACGAACAGCCAAGUUUGCUAGCAGCUGUUUCAGAAAGUCAGUUCUCAAAAAGUGGCGGCGACAGUGAGCGGAUUCCAUUCGGCGGGUUGCUUGCAGCCAUGAAGAAGGGAAGAUCUGCAUUCGGGGAUCGAACCGUCCCUAGUAUCAAUCACCCCAGUCGAGAUGCAGAUGAGGUCAGCCUAAGCAGUUCGAGGGCAGUCAAUUUGCCACGUUCCUCUCGUCGCCGAAACUUGAGUGUCACGAGCAGUGUUCAUCGUCAAUCCCCUAGGACAUCUAAAGACACAUUCCUCCAUGAUCUUCCUGUAGCAGGUACUCCAUACCCCGCUGCUCCAAAUCAGACCGGAUUUAAGCAAACCAAAAGCUCGUCAAUGAGAGGAGUGGAAGCACCACCAGUUGAGCUCAAUAAGGCUAGCUUGGAACACGUGCGAAGGCUUUUACAACAACUCUUGGCGAUGUCCUCGGUACCAAAUGCGGACAGCUGGGAGAAUGCGCUGAUGCCAAUUCUUUUGAAAGCAGCUGAUGAGGUGGACCCAGACGUUCAACGCGGAGAUGAUAUGGACAUACGUCACUACGUCAAGUUGAAGAAGAUCCCUGGCGGUCGGCCUGGUGAUACAUCCUAUGUCUCAGGUUUGGUUUUUACCAAAAAUUUGGCGUUGAAGAGCAUGCCCAGAAGCAUUUUACGUCCAAACAUUUUGAUCAUCACAUUUCCUCUCGAAUAUGCCCGUCAACAACACCACUUUAUGAGCCUUGAGCCUGUUAUUCGACAGGAGCGUGAAUUCCUUGAAAACCUUGUUAGCCGGAUCGCAGCCUUGCGUCCGAAUCUACUGCUUGUUGAAAAAAAUGUCUCAGGGCUAGCGCUCGGUCUUCUUGAGCAGGCCGGGAUCGCAGUUGCAUACAAAGUGAAAGCGUCGGUCCUUGAGGCUGUCUCACGAUGUACUCAAACCCGGAUUGUAACGUCCAUGGACAAGCUUUUGACCACCGCUUUGCAUAGCGAUUGCAUCAGUUUUGAUGUGAAAACAUAUGUCUAUUCUGGGCGUAAGAAGACAUACAUGUAUAUCUCCGGUUGUCCAAAGGAACUUGGGUGCACGAUCGUUUUACGGGGUGGGAACGAAGAAGUCCUCGCGAAGGUGAAAGAGAUUACGGAGUUUAUGGUAUACGUUGUGUACAAUCUACGGCUUGAGACUUGCGUGAUGAGAGAUGAAUUUGCAAAGCUUCCAACAUCAUCUAUCGAUGAUGUGAAGCAAUUGGAAAAUGAAGGGGUAGAUCAGAGCAACUGUCAUGUUGCCACCUCUGGAGGCAACUCGUCUUUGACAGAGUCAGGACUCCUUCCGACUAUGGUUGAAAAGUCUACCGAAGACUUGGAAGGUAAAGCACCUGCAACCACUGAUGCCAUUGAUGUUCCGGACGAUGUCCCAAUGCCAACAUACUUCGACGACAUGAUCCAUGAUCACAAUACAAAGAUCUUGUCAGCGUCGCCUUUUGUCAAAUUUGAAACCCCCUAUCUGCUCAUGCGCACCAGAGAGAUGGAGAGACGGCUAGCCUACUUGAAGCGGCUACGUGACCAAGUUGGACACUCUGAACAAGGUGCUGAGGAGACGGCUGCCAAGCCGCAGAAAUUCAUUCUUAUCACUCCCGAGAUGGUUCACGAAUCUCCCAACGAUGCACCUCCACAGGUCAAAGAAGUAUUACGGGCAGCUCAUGAUGCGGAAUAUGACAGAGUUCUCUAUCACUAUCAGACACAAAAGCGGCAAUGGGAGGCUUAUGUAUCGGGAUGCUCCAGCAUGUUUGAUCCGUACGCGCAUCAGAACAUUGUUGUUCUCUACAGCCUUGUGUGCACCACAACAUCGAUUCCAUGUUCCGGGCCUGACACCUUUGCUUUGGAGUUUUACAACGAGCAUGGCGACGAAGGGAUUUUUGAACCUGAUUGCACAAUUGGGCAAUAUGUCGAAGAACUCUGCCAUACAGCCAACGCUGUCUGUGUAGCUAAUGGUUGCGAGAAGCGUAUGUUUGAGCACCAUCGGCAGUACGUUCAUGGUGAUGCACAGAUCAGCGUUCUUGUCCAGCCCUAUCCAUCAAAACUUCGGGGCAUGCAAGAUACUGUGCUUAUGUGGAGUUGCUGCAAGAUUUGUGGCCAUGAGACUCAAGUCACGCAAAUGUCAGAGAAUACAUGGAAAUAUUCAUUUGGCAAGUACUUGGAAGUGUCUUUCUGGGGAAGGAAUCUACAUGCCCGAGCUGGAGCUUGCCCUCACGAUCUGCAGCGGGAUCAUCUGCGUUACUUCGGUUUCAAAGAUCUUGCGCUUCGAAUUCAGUAUGAUACCAUUCAUCUGCUUGAGGUCAUCGUCCCCCGACCACGUGUAACCUGGAAAGUGGACAAUGACUUGAAGCUCAGAAACGAGGUUUACUUGCGGACCGAGAGACGUAUAAGCAAGUUCAUGUUGUCUGUUCAUGCACGUUUGAAGGGAAUCAAUGUCGAAAGCGUGGUUCCAGAGUUACUCGAUGAGUGCAAGAAAGAGAUUGAUCGCCUGGUCAAGAAGGCAAAUGAACAUCAAGCAGCUUUGAUCCGGCUCUUACAGGACAAAUACAGCGGUUCUCGGUACUGGGAAAUUAUACCCCUGAAUGAAGUCCUCCGGUCUGUUCAAGAGAAAGUGGUUGAAUGGGACACCACUUUCGCUGAGUUUGAACAAAGCUUCUUCCCAUCUGAAAAGGACAUCAAGCGGCUUGCGACCCUGCAGCUAAAGAAAAUUUUCCUUGACAAAGACGCCACAUCCGUGGCCCCAGACUAUGCCUUGCACGCCUCAACCGAUUUGGAAGAUGAGAACAUUCAAGAAAACGAAAAGCCAAGGAUGCGACGCCGUAUGACGCUCUCGCCGGAGAAGGCUCAAGACGUUCUGGUCUCCGUGGUCGAGGAGCAUGCAGGCAAAAAGCACAGAGAGGAUGCAACGGAAGAUGUCGAGUUGCCCCCGUUGCCCGCAGCGACUAGCGACGAAGCUGCAUUUCUGGGAGCAGAUGCUGUUGAUGGCAACGGGUCUUCUCCCCAAGAUGAAGCCGUUUCAAAAGAGGAGGUUCGACACCUCGACCUAGCUGUGCCUUCUGGCCAGUCUGGUCGAUCGCCUCCUGAUUUGAACUUAGCUUUUGGCCAUUCUUUGACACGCUCAGAUACGAUAGACAUUCUGCCUGUGGCUAAUGACGGCGAAGGUUCAUUGGAUGCAUCACCGCCGCCACUGUCGCCGAAAUCAACGCAGCCCUCACAUGAGAGCAGCAAGUUCAAGGACUGUGUGGUACCUCGUUCACCAAGUACCCCACCAAAUAGGCCAUCGGCCAUUCCAAGAUUGACCGAAGGUGCUUUCAGGCGCGCUGGAAAAGCACGUUCUCCCCCAUUGACACGUGCUCAGUCUCAACCUGCACAUCUUCUCAGAGACAAGUCCAUUGGCGGUUCCUCAUCGGGAGGAUUCAAGACAAAUUCCUCUAGUACCUCAGUUGAUAUUAGGAGUGACACCAAUAAAACAGCGGAGAAGAAAUUCACAGAACGCCUCGGUCUGACAGCCCUCAAGAAUGGCCGCUUUACCCCGGGACACUCUCUGAUCCCUCGAUCUACACCGAAGGGGCGGAACAACUCCCGCGUGUCAAACCUUGCUAGACACUUUGAACAACUGAGUCGCGAGUUUGAAAAGGAGAGACAAAAGGAAAGGCGACAGCGAGCUGCUCUAAGCACGCAGUCUCGUGCAUUUCCAUUGGCAUCCUCAAAGCCCAUCGUGGAGGUUUACAGAAACGUCCGAGAAGCGGUGGAGGAACGGGAACCUCCGGUCGAUGGAGAAGAAUCUCCGCCGUCUGUACCGCAGCUUCCAAUGGAGGAAUCAAGUCGCAUGAGUGAGGGCUUCGCGGAUCAGAUCACCCCCGAAGAGCCGUCUCCAGAGGCUGAUCCUCACAAAACGCCCCCUGAUUCAUUUGAGUCUGGAGGUAUUUUCCGCUCUGACUCUCAACUUAUGUCUGAGACCGAGCUAGAGGAGAGCCCCAGCGACGAAGAGCGAGCUACAGCCGAAGAUCUCCAUCCUGUGGAUUCACAUGAAGACACAAAAAUGCUCCCGGAAGACGAUUCGAUGGAUUUCAAGGAUCUAGCCAAGCACGAACGUACAACUCUUUUGAAGAUGUUGACCAAUUUCUGGUCCGAGCGCUCUGCCAGUGGAUGGGCUGCUCUCGAUUACCCCCUCAGUGUUUUGGAUCAUGUCUUCGCUGACUGUGAUAUCAUUGUACGAGAGGAUGAGCCGAGCUCUCUCGUUGCAUUUGCAUUGGACUCGUCUGACUACAAAGAAAAAUUGGCCACUAUUCAGAAACGGUAUGAGAUGGAGGAGAGUGUGCCAGAGGCUGAAGAUGACCCUGAAGUUGCCCGCGAGGCCCGAGUUGAACACGCCCUGUUGCGGCCAACUGGAACCCAUUUGAAAUACCAAUUUCAAGAAGGCCAGGCGAAGAUGCUAUGUAAGGUGUUUUAUGCCGAGCAAUUUGAUGCACUUCGUAAAAAAUGCGGCGUUGCUGAUCGCAUUGUGGAAUCACUUUCUCGCUGUGCGAAAUGGGACUCCAAAGGUGGCAAAACCAAGUCUUUAUUCUUGAAAACGCUUGAUGAUCGGUUCAUCCUUAAAUCUCUGUCUCCCGUUGAAACUCAGGCCUUCCUCAAGUUCGCCCCGGCUUACUUCCAAAUCAUGUCCGAGGCAUUGUUUCACGAGUUGCCUUCGGCAAUUGCCAAAAUGUUUGGUUUCUAUCAGGUUAUUAUCAAAAACCCAGCGACUGGAAUUGAAUUCAACUGGUUCUUGCUGUUAAUGGAGAACUUGUUCUACGACCGAAAGCCGAAUCGCAUCUUCGAUCUCAAGGGUUCGAUGCGCAACCGGAAGGUUGAGAGCACCGGUGAACGGGAUGAAGUACUUCUAGAUGAGAACAUGGUAGAUUUCAUCUACGAAACACCUUUGUUCUCGCGUGAGCACUCCAAGAAGUUGCUUAGCCAGAGCGUGUGGAACGACACCCUUUUCCUCGGCCGCCAGGAUGUCAUGGACUACUCGCUCAUGAUUGCUAUUGAUGACAAGCGCAGUGAAUUGGUUGUGGGUAUUAUCGACUGCAUUCGGACCUACACCUGGGACAAGAAACUUGAGUCGUGGAUCAAGGAUCGCGGCUUUGCUGGUGGUGGUCGCAAUCGUCCAACCGUAACCAGCCCCAGGGAGUAUAAAAGCCGAUUCCGAGAGGCGAUGGCCCGAUACGUCCUCCAAGCCCCGAGCUGCUGGCAUCAAUUUCAACCUAGCGCAAUAUAUCGACACCCACACCCACAGGGCGAGGUGUCCAAUGCAACCGAGUUGGACAUGGAUGAGAAUGCUGAAGUCAGCGUUUAG